Molecule: messenger RNA, 489 nt
Organism: Entamoeba invadens IP1
Lineage: Eukaryota; Evosea; Mastigamoebida; Endamoebidae
Exons: 2
Coding region: 1-489 (162 amino acids)
Molecular function (GO): protein binding
Source: RefSeq, a predicted model, not a curated record
AUGGUCUUGUUUAAACUGGAGUAUAUGAAUGAUAUCCGUGUCGUCGAUUUGUCUACUCUGGACCUUAACUCACUUUACACCGCCUUUCAGAACAAAUUCAAUUUGACUAACAUGCGCCUUAGACCAAGAUUUCUGCUUAAAUACCUCGACGCAGAGGGCGACUGGGUCACUCUUUGUGACGACGACGAUCUUGUCCUUGCUCUCAAACAAGCCAAUAAAUACACACUAAGACUCAAAUUAGUAGACAGUUAUCAGACGGCAAACUCAUCUUCGAAUGAAGAGUGGGACCUUCGACCAAUUUUUGCACAGUUGAUGAACACCCCUUCCAUUCAGAAUAACAUCUCUAAGAUGGUAGAAAACAUUUUAUUGACAACAAACCAAGUUGUUGAAGUCAGAACAAAACCCGGUGAGGUUAAAAUGCCAGACAACUUCACUGCUCAUAUAACUGAAACACUCCCUGCUUUGGGUGAUGAUGAUGGUUUGUUGUGA